AUGGCGCCAGCGCAGAAUUUCUCCACCACGCGCCGGGCCUGUCAGCAGGAACAGCCCAUAGAAACAUAUCCCGUGGACUUGGCCCGCAAAACCACCAAGCACGUGCUCUCACGGAAGACGUUUUUGGUGGACUACUACAAAUAUUUGAACGACAACAACGAAAUCGUGUUGUAUGCCCACCACAACAACUUGUUGAAGAACGACACGUUGAAGGUGCGGGCGGACCUCAAGAAGCUGGGCGCCAAGUUGACGUAUGUGCGCAACAACUUGUACGGCGUAUACUUGCGCUCGGAAAACGAGGCCGACCCGGCCUUGCACAAAAACACCUUGAAGAACAAGAAAAAAAACCACCCGUUGGAGCAGUUGCUCAACGGGCCCACCGCCGUGAUCACCAUCCCGCUGUGUGACCCUGCCGGCGUGGCGCUGGUGAUGAAGGUGUUGAAGCAGGCGGGCGAGAAGCUCUUUUUGAUCGGCGCACGCAUCGAGACCGGCGUCUACAGCGCUGCGCAGGUGGAAGAGUUCAAGACGUUGCCUUCGAAAGACGAGUUGCGCGGCCAGUUGGCCGGCUUGUUGUCUGUUUUGGGUGGCGCGGGCUUGGUGCGCACCUUGGAGUCGGCUGGAACGGGGCUUUAUUUGACCUUGGGCCAGCGGGAGAAGGAUCUUGGCGGCGACGACGACGCCUCUCCAUUGGACAACUGA
Messenger RNA from Metschnikowia bicuspidata var. bicuspidata NRRL YB-4993, 699 nucleotides. Its product is annotated as mitochondrial 54S ribosomal protein uL10m. Gene Ontology annotation, cellular component: mitochondrial large ribosomal subunit. Bases 1 to 699 code for a protein of 232 amino acids. The transcript has a single exon. Lineage: Eukaryota; Fungi; Ascomycota; Pichiomycetes; Serinales; Metschnikowiaceae. The record is from RefSeq and is a predicted model, not a curated record. Gene Ontology annotation, molecular function: structural constituent of ribosome. Gene Ontology annotation, biological process: translation.